Messenger RNA from Anguilla anguilla (European eel), 3794 nucleotides. Its product is annotated as DCN1-like protein 1. Gene Ontology annotation, cellular component: ubiquitin ligase complex. The coding region runs from base 280 to 1053 and encodes 257 amino acids. Lineage: Eukaryota; Metazoa; Chordata; Actinopteri; Anguilliformes; Anguillidae. The record is from RefSeq and is a predicted model, not a curated record. Gene Ontology annotation, molecular function: ubiquitin-like protein binding; cullin family protein binding; ubiquitin conjugating enzyme binding. The transcript has 7 exons. Gene Ontology annotation, biological process: positive regulation of ubiquitin-protein transferase activity; protein neddylation.
AAAAUAAGCUUCCAGUGCUUCCUCACAACCGAAAAUGAGUGUCGUCUCUAACUGUUUGCUUCUAUACAUGCGCAAAAGUGCAUUAAUUAGUGUCGACUACUUUGAAAAAGUUGUCAAAUUUCUAGUCGUGGAGUUGUUCGUUGGCAGGAAAGAAUGCUUGUUAUGAGACCACAAUCGCAAAUUGCUGUGUUCGAUAGGAGUGCAGCUACCUUGUCUGGCUGCGCAUGAGCAGGAAGAGUGGAGGAGUGAGGGGGAAGAGGGAGUCUGUUAAUUACAAACAUGAACAAGCUGAAGUCCUCGCAGAAGGAUAAAGUGCGUCAGUUCAUGAUCUUCACACAAUCUAGUGAAAAGACUGCACUGAGCUGUUUGUCGCAAAAUGACUGGAAAUUAGACGUCGCAACAGACAAUUUUUUCCAAAAUCCCGAUUUGUACUUACAAAGUUUAAAGGGAGUGCUGGACAGAAAAAAGUUAGAACAGCUGUACAACAGAUAUAGAGAUCCCCAAGAUGAUAACAAGAUAGGGAUUGAUGGGAUCCAGCAGUUUUGUGAUGACUUAGGCCUAGACCCUGCCAGUAUAAGUGUGCUGCUCAUUGCCUGGAAGUUCCGAGCAGCAACACAGUGCGAGUUCUCCAAGCAGGAAUUCAUGGACGGAAUGGCCGAGCAAGGGUGUGACAGCAUAGAAAAACUAAAAGCACAGCUGCCAAAAAUGGAGCAAGAGUUAAAAGACCAAGGGAAAUUUAAGGACUUUUAUCAGUUUACAUUUAACUUUGCAAAGAAUCCUGGACAGAAAGGUUUAGAUUUAGAAAUGGCUAUUGCAUAUUGGAAUUUAGUACUUGCAGGAAGAUUCAAAUUCCUUGACCUGUGGAACAAAUUUUUGUUGGAACACCAUAAAAGAUCAAUACCAAAAGACACAUGGAACCUCCUGUUAGACUUUAGCACAAUGAUAACCGAUGACAUGUCCAAUUAUGAUGAAGAAGGGGCGUGGCCGGUUCUCAUUGACGACUUUGUGGAGUUCGCGCGACCUCAAGUCGGGACAAAAAGCACGACGGUCUAGCCCCUGCGAAAGCCCUCGGGAGGCGUGUACAUACUCUGUACAUAGAUCCAUCUAGACGGCAGUAAGGAGAACAGGACCGGACUACGGGGAAAUAAGUCCUGCCUUUUCAGCCCCACGAGCGAGCCUGAAAAGGAAGAAAAAAAAAAGAGACAUUUUUAAAGGCAUAUCUCCUCGGUCAUCCAACGGUGUUCUGGGCUUCAGUCUGUAGAAUGGGCCAUUUUUUUUUAAUAUCACCCAGCCAGCUGAAGACACUCGUGGACCACCAUACCUAUUGUUCUUUAUACCAACGUUCCUUUGGUGUUUGUUCGACGUUCGUUUCGGCGUUUGUUUGCCGACGUCCGCAGCUUCUGUUACUCACACCGGAUUUUGGGUUCUCGAGUCCCCCAGGGCUGCGGGGAGUCGCGUUAUUUUAUUUUUUUUUGUUCGUUUUUUUUUUUUUUGAAUCCCCUCGUCAUUUGGAUAGGGACUUUACGUGCCACUUGUUCAGGGUGUGACUGAUUCUAAAAUGGAGGCAAGUGUGUAACCUGCUGGACUCUGGGCCCCCCCUCCUGGGCUGGAGUCGCCCGUCCCGUCAUUUCCUUAAGCACAACCGCGUGUUUCGAAAACAAGGUCCCGUUAAUGAAUGUCGCGUACGGUAAUUUCCUUUCAGUACUCUAAGUGCAUUCUGGAGUUGGGUUUUUUUUUUCCCCCCAUGUUUUUUUUUUUUUAAGAAAAUAUAUAAAAUAUUUAAGUGAUAGAACAUUGAUUGUACCAUUUUUAUUUUGAGCAAACAUCAUCGGAGUAAAUCCAUUGUUUGUGUAGGUAAUGCUUUAAUUUGGCGUAUCUGAAAUGGCAGUGUAUCGUCACCCUACUGUAGUUAUUUUUGUGUGCUUGUGUGAAUCUUAGGCCCAGGUUCAGUAUAACCACAGUGUACUCUGUGCUUAACUUUGAGCAAUGAAUUUGAGCAAAUUUCAUGAGUGUUAACUUAAGAAGCUGCAGCAUCCAUAAUGUAUUAAGUGAUUAAAAAAAAAAAAAUCCAUUGUAAAAUUUGUUACUCAGUCAAGUACAGAGAGCAUUGUGGUUGGGUAUAAUCAGGCCUAAGAGUUUCUGUCAAAGCCUUUAUGUAACUAAACCUAGAAUCAUGUGUUUUAACAUUACUUGAUAUGUACAAAAGAGAAUUAUGAAUUUGUACCUUUUAGAAUAUUAAUUUUUGCAAACAACAAUAGGUAAAUACUGUUUUGAUACAGCACCCGCUGCUAAAUGCUAUUAAACUGCAGUUUGUUGCACAGUGAAUUGACAAUUCCACCUGCUGAAUCGAUAUAGUAUUGUGAAGAUCACUCUUGGAUACGAUGGACAUUCUCUUCAGUAUAAGCAGAGUAGGCUCGGUUGAAGCUCGAAGGCCUGGGUGCUUAAAUGAAAUACCUGAGAUCUUUGUGUAUGACAGGAAGGCAAAUCACUUCAGUUAUCUUUUUUUAAAUUGUUUUUCAAGUUUUAAGAAAGACAAAUAAAACUGUCAAAUAAUUUGUGUGUUGUUAAUGUGUAUAUAUGAUUGCAGUCAAACCUUAGUAGCGGACAAUGUCCAUUGGAAAGGGAAUGCAACUUUUCCCUAAUCACUUGUAAAAAAAUCUUUAUUUUUUAUUUUAUUUACAAUAAAAGUAAUUUGGUAAAAGCAAAUUCAGGCAUUCAGGAUAACAUUUAGCAUUUCAUUGUAGAAUGAGCCAGUUUGGUGCUUCCUCUCAGUUUUGCUAAGCAAUGAUUGCUGGGAUCAUUCAGAUUUUAGCAAAUCCAAAAACAGCAUACAGUAUAGAGCUCUCCAUUUUGUGGCACAAAACUACCAAGCUACAUAGUAGUCACUCUAGUGUUUACCUCUGUAUUGGAAUCUAUGGUGCUGCCAUUGAGUGCCAAGUUUUAUACUAGAAUUCAAGCAGUUCUUUACUAAAUGAUCUCAAAACCCUACAUGACCAGAAUGAACCCAUGCUCUGAUUUGAAAACAAAGCUAGCAAUAGGGACCUAUUUGAUGUUGAGGCAUUCCUUCCAUUUUCUGCAUUUACAUAUUAUAGUGUGUCAGUGAAUUCAAAAUGACAUCUGUGAGAUUUUGAGGUUUGCUGAUGCACCCUUUCAUGUCACAAACUAGACAAUACAAGUUUUGCAAUCUGUUGAACAUGGUGAUGCACAUCCGUGAAUCGGCUUAUAUAUUAAGUCUGUUUAGUGAACUUGAACACAGCAUUCACAGAAUGCACACUUGAGUCCCAGUUUUCUACUGAGGUGAAAGCUGAACUGAUGAGCAAACCUGAAUGAUCUUGGGACUUUUGUGUGAAAGCCUAACCAAAUCCUAUUAAGAGCACAUUUUCAGUUAAGGUUUUCUGGCAAGCAACACAGGAAUGGUAAAUCUUCAAGGAAGUGUUCCACUUUGAAAUGAGGCUUUUCCAGGAUAUUCUUCAGGAUUAAUGUUUUAUCUCUAUAAGACAUAGUUUGUAUGUUUAUGAUAGAGGUGUGCAGAAAUGACAUUCAAAUUUGCCAUAAUAUGUGCUUGGACCAGUUAUUAUAUUUAGUAACACUAGUCCUCCUUAGUAUGUUUAUGAAGUUGUUUAACAUUAGUUUGACGACUAAUGAUUACACUAAACCAAUGCUCAUUUCCAAAAGUCACGCAACUUUCUGAAGUUGCAUACAUUCAUGCAAAUUAAAAUGUAGCUGAUGACUAAUAUGUUGACAGUCUGCAGUCAUUGGCCUGGUAAAAUGUUGUGAAUAAAACUUUGAUUUUA